AUGGCAUCAGCUACCUAUGAUGGCAUUCUGUAUAAAAGAGUGUCUCCACCACCCGAUGGCGAUGAUCCUCUUGAGUGGCUAUUACAAAACGCAAUAUCUGACUGUCAUGACAUCGACAUCCAACACUCCAAAAAACAACUUGGCAACAAAGAGGGUCUCGCUCUGUUGGAUAUGCAGAAGGAAAGCAUGGAAAAAGUACUGCAUGAGCUGUCAGAGAUCAGAGGUCAAAUCGAAACACUUCAGAAACAAAGUGUGAUGCUGGGACAGCAAAAUACAGUACUUGUGGAGCAAAAUACAGUACUUAAAAAGGAUACAGCGGCUCUCAAAGACAAUCUUUCAACCUCAACAAAGGUUCAUAUCGGGAUCCGCCAUGGGGUUCUGGAAGAGCGACGGGUCCUGGAAGAGAGACGAGUGUCCAAUCGGGCGGGAAUCCGCAAGGACAGGAAAACCAAACGUAUUCGAAAUGAGAUUGCACACGGUGGUGAUAUCAUUGGCGAUAUCAAGACAAUCCAAUAUGCUGAAGAACAGAAAUUGCCACAUGUUGCCAAAUAUAAGCAAGGCUUUCAGCAGGCCUAUAUGAUAUCAUUCGACAAAGCCCUGGCCCAAAUCCCCUCAUAUCCCCCCGAAGCUAUCCGAGCAUUCGACAUCUUGGCCUCAGUUAGUGAACUUGACAUCUGGAAGGGUAGGGGGAAACGAAAAUGCCGACCAAAGAUUAAAAAGCAUGCCACCAAGAUUAUUGAUGCAGCAUUGAACACCAAGGAAGACCAGCUACAAGCACGUCUUGGAAAUGGAGGGGACUUGCGGGUGGCUUUUGAUGAGAUGGUUAGGUUGUUUACAGCUGGAAGAUAG
Uncinocarpus reesii 1704 is the source of this 849-nucleotide messenger RNA. RefSeq lists its product as uncharacterized. NCBI's taxonomy places the organism in Eukaryota, Fungi, Ascomycota, Eurotiomycetes, Onygenales, Onygenaceae. The transcript has 3 exons. The coding region runs from base 1 to 849 and encodes 282 amino acids. The record is from RefSeq and is a predicted model, not a curated record.